Manduca sexta (tobacco hornworm) is the source of this 603-nucleotide messenger RNA. It is a transcript of the gene Roc1a, whose product is annotated as RING-box protein 1A. Gene Ontology annotation, biological process: ubiquitin-dependent protein catabolic process; protein ubiquitination. The transcript has 5 exons. The coding region runs from base 160 to 501 and encodes 113 amino acids. Gene Ontology annotation, cellular component: nucleus; cullin-RING ubiquitin ligase complex. Gene Ontology annotation, molecular function: cullin family protein binding; ubiquitin protein ligase activity; zinc ion binding. The record is from RefSeq and is a predicted model, not a curated record. Lineage: Eukaryota; Metazoa; Arthropoda; Insecta; Lepidoptera; Sphingidae.
GAUUGUAGACAUUCGCUCUGUGAUAUUCUUUCCUCUAAAGUGACAUACGAACAAUGACUUCUGUCAUUUUUUACAAUAACCUCAAUCGGUUUGUCAAAUAAAAUUGUAUAUACAACCCCGUUUGCUCUUUUUCUAAUUAAAAAUAAGGUACUUAUAAAAAUGGCUUCUGUAAUGGAAGUUGACGAGGAAGAAGUUGAAAUGGCUUCCUCCAGUAGUGGUAAGGGUGACAAAAAAAGGUUCGAAGUAAAGAAGUGGAAUGCUGUUGCGCUAUGGGCAUGGGACAUAGUGGUCGACAACUGCGCUAUUUGUCGUAACCAUAUCAUGGAUCUCUGCAUCGAGUGUCAGGCCAAUCAGGCAUCCGCUACUAGCGAGGAAUGCACAGUGGCCUGGGGUGUCUGCAAUCAUGCAUUCCACUUCCACUGCAUAUCACGCUGGCUCAAAACUCGACAAGUUUGUCCCUUGGAUAAUAGAGAGUGGGAAUUCCAAAAGUAUGGUCAUUAGAUGAAACACUUUGUUAUGUCGACUGGGAUGAAGAUGUUGUCACUACAAAAACAAUAUUGUCAUAGAUUCUCAACAAUAAAAGUUCUCAUAAAGAUUUUUUAA